This is a messenger RNA of Melanotaenia boesemani (Boeseman's rainbowfish), 3245 nucleotides long. Its product is annotated as transferrin receptor protein 1-like. Gene Ontology annotation, molecular function: transferrin receptor activity. Gene Ontology annotation, biological process: transferrin transport; intracellular iron ion homeostasis. Lineage: Eukaryota; Metazoa; Chordata; Actinopteri; Atheriniformes; Melanotaeniidae. The transcript is spliced from 18 exons. The record is from RefSeq and is a predicted model, not a curated record. Gene Ontology annotation, cellular component: external side of plasma membrane. The coding region runs from base 129 to 2450 and encodes 773 amino acids.
GCAGCGUGUCAAGGGCAACCGGCAUUACAGUAAGGAAGCAACAGGGAAGGUUUCUCGUGUCAAGGGCUGUCACAGAAGUCAUUCAGCUUCUAGAGUUCUAGAGAAGUGAAGAGUCCCACGAAGCAGCCAUGGACCAGGCCAGGUCAACAAUAUCCAAAAUUUUUAACGGGGAGCCACACUCCUACACACGAUUCAACUUGACCCAGAACAUGGAGGGCGACAAUAGCCAUGUGGAGAUGAAGCUGUCCACCGACGUAGACGAGGAGGUCGGGGGAAACGGCGUGGGAGAACACCUCAACCACAACGCCAACCGCAACUCCAGCCGCAAACCCUAUCUGACCCAAACGUUUGGACGCACACCCAAGAACCUCUGCUUCCUGGCAGCCACUGUUUUCCUCAUCUUCAUCAUCGGGUACUUGAUUGGCUACAUGGUUCAUCAGAAAAAGGACGUAGCUCCUGUUUGUGCAGCCUCUUUUCUCUCCUCUGAAAACACUGUUGCACACGAGACCGGUGCUGCCCCCCUCAUGAACUGGGACGAUGUCAAAGCGCUUCUGUCUCGGGGACUCACUGCUAACAAGAUGGAAACUGCUCUCAGCGAGUUCUCCAUAGUUGACCACCGGGCUGGUUCUUAUGGUGAUGAACAGUUGGGGAACAAGGUGCACGAGAGGUUCAAGAGCUAUCGCAUGAAAACCUGGACUGAUGAGCACUUUGUCAAAGUUCAGGACCUCCCCGCUUCUGGCUCCAACAGUAUAGUUUUUAAGAACAACCCGGAAGAGCGUCCGAAGGGAUUUUUGUCCUACAGCGGGACCGGAUCAGUUACUGGUGCGGUGCUAUACGGCCAUUACGGGCAGGAGAGUGACUUCAGGUUGCUGAGGGACAGGAACAUCAACCUGAGUGGAAGAGUCAUGCUGCUCCGAGCUGGGAAGAUCAGCUUUGCUGAGAAGGUGGCCAACGCAGUCAAAAUGAACGCAUCUGCCGUGCUGAUCUACCCAGACCACACUGAUUACUCUAUCGGAGAGGACACUGAUCUUUAUGGACAUGUCCACUUGGGUUCUGGUGAUCCCUACACCCCAGGCUUCCCCUCCUUCAACCACACCCAGUUUCCUCCUGUGCAGUCAUCCGGACUGCCGCAGAUCCUGGCUCAGACCAUCACACAAGGCAUGGCAAUAAAAAUUCUGAGGAACCUUGGGGGCCAGAAUCUGCCUGAAGGUUGGGACGGCUUUAACAAAUUAGGAGACGUGAAUGACACAGUUACUGUGAAGGUCAACAACGUUCUUGCUGAGAAAAAGAUCAAUAAUGUGUUUGGAGUCAUCAAAGGCUUUGUGGAUUCAGACCGGUACGUGGUUAUCGGUGCCCAGAGGGACGCGUGGGGUCCAGGCUAUGCUGCAUCAACUGUCGGCACCAGCGUCCUCGUUGAGCUGGCGCGCUCCAUCUCAGACAUGGUGAAGAAUGAUGGAUUCAAGCCAAGGAGGAGCAUUGUGUUUGCCAGCUGGAGUGCUGGAGAGUACGGGAGUGUUGGUGCCACCGAGUGGUUGGAGGGAUAUUUGACCUCUCUGGGCAUGAAAGCGUUCUCCUACAUCAACCUGGAUGGGAUUGUAACAGGUUGGAAUGGAUUUAAAGUAGCCGCCAGUCCUUUGAUGCACACCUUGAUUAAAAAUGCUCUAAAAGAGGUGAAAAACAAAGAUGGGUCUCUGUUUGACCAGUUUGCAAAGAACAACUGGGAGUCAGAAAUGCUUGAGCCUAUGAAUAUGGAUAAUGCUGCCUAUCCUUUCCUUGCCUUUUCUGGAAUUCCUUCAAUGUCAUUUAGAUUCAAGGCUGGUAAUUUGUUCUACAAGUACUUUGGCACAAUGCUGGACACCAAGGACAAACUGAACGCUGCCACGUCCACCCAGGUUCCUCAGCUGGCUGAAACGGCUGGCCGGUUUGCAGGGCACAUAGCGCUGAGGCUGGUCCACGACCAUCUUCUGCAGAUGGACUUGAAAAAAUAUGACAACGUUAUUCGCUCUCACGUAGUUAAGAUCAAAGGAAAAGUCAAUAAUGUUCAGCAGAUGCAGCCUCAGUUGUUUCCCAAAGCUCUGACUGUGAACUGGCUGAUCAUGGCCUCCGGCUCCUUCGGCCGUGCCCAUCGCAGCCUGAUGGCAGACAUCGACAACAGCGACCUGGAGGACAUCGAGAUGUGUCGACUCAUCAACGACCGCAUCAUGACGGUGGAAAGAAGCUUCCUCUCACCCUACGUUUCUCCCAGAGAGAGUCCGUUCCGCCACAUCCUGCUGGGCUCCGGCCCUCACACCCUCAAAGCUCUCUACAACCACCUGGACGCUCUCAAGAUGAACACCCCCGAUGCCGACGCCAACCUGUUCCGCAAUCAGUUUGCCCUGGCGACGUGGACCAUUCAGGGCAGUGCCAACGCGCUAGCAGGAGACAUCUGGUCUUUGGAUAAUGAAAUCUAAGCCAAAAACAAAAGUCAAGAUAGCCAUUUUCCCUCCUCCUCCUCACUCUCUGGUUCACGGUGUCGCCUUCUUAUAACAACUAGUGGCGUGAAAACCAGAACACUUGUUUUAAACUGGUUUAAGUUAUGAGAAAGUUAAGACCAUCAUCAUCCAUUUCAUAUCCUUUAUUGCUAAAGCCAAACAUAAAAAACCAGGAGCCUUAAAGGAAGAUUUAUGCACCCCAAAAUGGAAGCGGGGGGGGAAAAAAGUAUAACAUGAGACAUUUAAAUAUUACAGUCUUGAAUAUUUUGGUGCUGUUAAUGACAAAGUUAAAUUGCACAUAUGUGACAGUGCUACUUAAAUUAGUGUUUCCCUCUGAAUGAGCUCAGUAUAAUGAAUUAUUUUCAGCUUUGUAUCAGGUCAUAAUCACAGUGACGGCUGUGCCUUCCAGCUCAGAUAUGAAAAACACAAGAAGGGCACUAUCAUAAGCUAACGACUUCUUAUUCAUUCAUCACACUGAAAACAAAGAGCUGCUGGAACUCAACCUUCAGACCUGAGCUGGCUUUUGUUGGUAGCUAUAAUUUCAUAUCAUGCUGGAGGCAGCCGUCACUUCCAGAAGGUGCUAACAAGGCUUUAUUUCACAAUGAGUGCAGACUUAGAUUCAGGGGACAAUCAGCUGUGGAGCAAAAUAAGUGUGCUGCACCAGUCUUAAGAAAGGUCCUGUUCAUCAAAAGAAGAAAAAAAAAAAAAAACUCUUGGCAUUAGAUUUAAACCGUGUCAACCUUCCAAACAAGCAAAGGAGAAGGUCUCCAACAC